GUGAACUGGUGAGCUACCGCAGGAAAAUUCUGAGCGGUGGCUCACUCGCUCACCUAAAAGAGCUAGUUCUUUUGAUCAGUUCAUGAGCGGAUCGCCCACCACUAAUUCCCACGUAUUGUUUGUUGAUCGACAGGGACAGUGAAGUUUGGAUAAUUAAACCACGGCGCAGUGUAUAUUCAUUCAUUACAAGCAUGUCCGGGAACUCACAAAGAAAAAAGUUUUCUGGAUCGAUAUUCAGAAAACGAAAAUCAGAGAAAGAAGUGCAAAACAAAAAACAAGCUCAAGCGUUAGAAACAUUCCUUACGAAUACUCAUGAUUCUACACGUGAUGUAUUACAAUCAACUGAUUCAAAACAGAAUGAGGCAAGCACGAGCAGAGAUACAAAUAAAUUCGUGAGUAGAAAAGAAUGAAGUGACAGAUGAUUUGACUUGUCUUGAUACAAAUAAUGCUAAAAAAAUCUAAAUUAGAUACUGAUGCCGAUACGAACACAUCUAUUAAGAUGAAAGAUAAUAUAACUUUAAUUAGUGAAGAAAAAAUAGUAAAUUCAGAUGAUGCACUGGACGAAGUGAACAACGAGAAGCAGAAAACUGUUGAUGUUGCUCAAAAUGUUGAUGUUCCUACUUUACCUUUAACUGAUGACUGUGGCGAGUGGCCUGAAAUCAUCACCGAUUCAAUGCGUCGAAUUUUUGUACUUCGUGGGUCACCGUUAAUCUAAGAAAUGAACUUUCCAACAGAUGCUUCGAAUAGAAGAUUUACAACAAAAAACAUUUUACGAAAACUAUGCAACGGAGAAGAAAUCAAAAGAAAGUGGUUAAUUUACUCCGUUUGCAAAGACAAAAUAUAUUGUUUUUGUUGCCGACUUUUCAGUAGAGAAAACAUAUUAAUAUCAUCAUCGUCCGGGUACUCAGACUGGAAAAAUCUGUCAGUUUAUUUAUCUCGACAUGAAAAAUCGCCGAGCCACAUUAAAGCUGCGCAAUCUUGGCGUGAAUUAUCCCAUCGCCUAUCCUCGAACAAAUCCAUCGACGAAGAAAACCAAAGGCUAAUAAUAGCUGAAACUGAACACUGGAAUGAAGUUUUAAAAAGGCUGCUUUGUAUUGUGGAAUUUCUGGCUUCUCAGGGAUUGUCAUUUCGAGGCAAAUCAGAAGGUCUUUUCGAACAUAACAACGGCAAUUUGUUAAAGCUUGUGGAAUACAUUGCCAAAUUUGACAUUGUAUUAGCUGAACAUUUACGACGAAUAACGUCAGCUGAAAUUCACGCACAUUAUUUGAGUAAGACAACGCAGAAUGAAUUUAUCUCUCUGCUUUCAGAUGAAAUUAAACAAAAUAUUCUGUCGGCAAUGAAAUAUGCAACAUAUUAUUCGAUUAUUCUUGAUUGUACCCCAGAUACCAGCCAUACAGAGCAAAUGACAAUGAUAGUCCGAUUCGUCAAAGCGAUUCCAGGACAAAAAGUCUCGAUUCAAGAACACUUUAUAUGCUUUAUUCCAAUUGAUGAUUCAUCAGGAGAAGGAUUACAAACUUCUUUAUUAGAAGAACUGGUUAAAAAUAAUAUUGAACUUAAAAAUAUGCGAGGUCAAGGUUACGACAACGGUUCGAACAUGAGAGGGAAAAACCUAGGUGUACAAAAACGAAUUCUUGAACUGAAUCCAAGGGCAUUUUUCGUUCCAUGCAGCAACCAUUCUCUCAAUCUUGUUAACGAUGGUGCCAAGUCAUGUUUUGAAGCAGUAGACUUUUUCAGUGUCGUGCAAGAAAUUUUCAACUUCUUUUCUGCUUCAACUCAUCGUUGGAGUGUUCUCAAAAAACACAUUACUUCUCUUACAGUAAAGCCUCUGAGUGGAACGCGUUGGGAAAGUCGAAUUGAUGCUGUCACUCCCUUGAGGUUUAAUAUAGGAGAAAUUUAUGAUGCCCUAUAUGAAGCAAGUGAGGAUCUAAAGCAAGAUGCGUUUGCAAGAAAUACUGCGAAAAGCCUAGCAAAAAAAAAAAAAUAAAAAAGUUCAGAUUCUUAUACAGUUUAGUAGCUUGGCAUCCAAUUUUGUUCAAAAUCAAUUUAGUGAGCAAGUACCUUCAAAAAAUAGAUAGCAGUCUAGAAACCGCUAUAGAGUUGAUAAGCAGCGUUCAAAACUUUUUGAAAAAUAUGAGAAAUGAGGAAGGUUUUAAUAGCGUCAUUACUGACGCUAAAGAACUUGCCGACAUUUUAGAAGUAAAUCCGGAAUUUCAAACAGAAACACGAAUUCGGCCGAGAAUGAAAAAGAAACAGUUUGCAUACGAGCAGUCAGAUGAACCAAUUACAUCAGAAAUACUCUCUUUCAAAGUGAAUUUUUUCUAUUCUGUAUUGGAUGUGGCUAUUGCAUCGUUCGAGGAUCGAUUCCAGCUAAUGAAAAAUCACAGUGACAAUUUCAGCUUCCUGUAUGAUAUUCACAGUAUGAUGGGUUGUAGUACAGAUCAGUUAGAGAAAGGUUGUCUACAUUUACAGAAAAUCCUCACACACAAGAAAGAGUGUGACAUCGAUGGACAUGAAAUGCACCAAGAGCUUGUUAUUCUGUCACCUAUGUUGCCAGCUGAGACGACUCCAAUGAAUGCGUUAAACUACAUUACAAAAAAUCAACUGAUUGAUACUUUUCCGAAUGUUUUUGUAUCUUUGAGAAUUUUACUUACUUUACCCAUUAGUGUAGCAAGUGGCGAGAGAAGUUUCUCAAAGUUAAAACUUAUAAAG
This is a messenger RNA of Wyeomyia smithii (pitcher-plant mosquito), 2709 nucleotides long. RefSeq names its product zinc finger MYM-type protein 1-like. The coding region runs from base 719 to 1984 and encodes 421 amino acids. The transcript is spliced from 4 exons. NCBI's taxonomy places the organism in Eukaryota, Metazoa, Arthropoda, Insecta, Diptera, Culicidae. The record is from RefSeq and is a predicted model, not a curated record.